AUGGACUGGCACUUCGGAACAGCUGCUAUGCUGUUCGUUUUUCUGGUGUUGGUAGAAGUUAACAGUGAAUUUCGAAUCCAGAUAAGAGAUUAUAAUGCUAAAAAUGGCACCAUCAAAUGGCAUUCAAUCAGAAGGCAAAAACGUGAAUGGAUCAAGUUUGCUGCGGCCUGUCGAGAAGGUGAAGAUAACUCAAAGAGAAACCCAAUUGCCAAAAUUCACUCAGAUUGUGCUGCAAACCAGAAAGUUACAUAUCGCAUCUCUGGAGUAGGAAUUGAUCAACCACCUUAUGGAAUCUUUGUUAUAAAUCAAAAAACUGGUGAAAUUAAUAUAACAUCCAUAGUUGAUCGCGAGGUCACUCCUUUUUUCAUUAUCUAUUGUCGGGCUCUGAAUUCAAUGGGCCAAGAUUUAGAGAGGCCACUUGAGCUCAGAGUCCGGGUUUUGGACAUAAAUGACAAUCCCCCAGUGUUUUCUAUGUCUACAUUUUUAGGACAAAUAGAAGAAAAUUCUAAUGCAAAUACACUGGUGAUGACACUAAAUGCUACUGAUGCAGAUGAACCAAAUAAUUUGAACUCAAAAAUAGCCUUCAAGAUCAUAAGACAGGAACCUUCCGACUCACCGAUGUUUAUUAUCAACAGAUACACUGGAGAAAUUCGAACAAUGAAUAAUUUUCUAGACAGAGAGCAAUACGGCCAGUAUGCUCUUGCCGUAAGAGGCUCAGACCGAGAUGGCGGGGCAGAUGGCAUGUCAGCAGAGUGUGAAUGCAGCAUUAAAAUUCUCGACGUCAAUGAUAACAUCCCAUAUAUGGAACUGUCUUCAAAUUCAGUAAGCAUUAAAGAAAACUCUCUAAAUUCAGAACUGCUCCAGAUCAGAGUGAUUGAUUUGGAUGAGGAGUACUCAGCUAACUGGAUGGGAGAAAUUUUCUUCAUCUCUGGAAAUGAGGGAAAUUGGUUUGAAAUAGAAAUGAAUGAAAGAACAAAUAUGGGAAUUUUAAAGGUUGUUAAGCCCCUAGAUUAUGAAGAGAUGCAGAAUCUGCAACUUAGUAUUGCUGUUAGAAACAAAGCUGAAUUCCAUCAUUCAAUUAUGUCUCAAUAUAAACUCACAGCAAGUGCAAUCUCAGUGGCAGUGGAAAAUGAAGUGGAAGGUUCAGUGUUUCGUCCAGGUUCAAAGACAUAUGUUGUAACUAGUAAUAUGGGGCAAAAUUAUAGAGUGGGAGACUUCGUAGCUACUGACCUGGACACUGGUCUACCUUCAACAACUGUCAGAUAUGUAAUGGGAAGUAAUCCAGGCAACUUGAUAGCUAUUGACUCAAGAACAGGUGUAAUUACUUUGGUAAAUAAAGUCACUCAGAAACAGUAUGAUAUGCUUGGGGGAAAAUACCAAGGAACAAUUCUAUCUAUAGAUGAUGCUUCUCAAAGAACUUGUACUGGUACAAUUGUUAUUGCACUUGAUGGUUCUGGCUGGGAAAGGAAUGGUAAUGGUGGUGGUCCUGCCACCGAUUCCAAUCCAAUUACUGAUGUUGAUACCAGUACUGUACCAGGAAGUAAUGAGCCUGUUGUGGGCAUCACAACUGAAACAAAUACACAUGAAGAAAAGGACAAACCAGUCUCCCAUGACCUACCAAGGCAAAAUCCUGAAGAUAAUGUACAUUUUGGUCCUGCUGGCAUUGGACUACUCAUCAUGGGAUUCUUGGUCCUAGGAUUGGUUCCAUUUUUGUUGAUCUGCUGUGAUUGUGGAGGUGCCCCUGGUGUUGGAGCCGGUUUUGAGCCUGUUCCAGAAUGUUCAGAUGGAGCAAUGCAUUCGUGGGCAGUAGAAGGACCGCAGCCUGAACUCAGAGACAUGACCACAGUCUGUGUGCCACAGAUACUACCUGAUAAUGCAAAUAUAAUUGAAUGUGUUGACAAUACAGGAGUUUAUACAAAUGAGUACUGUGGCAGAGAAAUGCAAGAUCUAGGAGGAGGAGAAAGAACAUCAGGAUUUGAAGUAACAAAUGGAGUUAAAACAUCUGGAGCACCUGAGAUAUGCCAAGAAUAUUCUGGAACAUUAAGAAGAAAUUCUAUGAGGGAAUGUAGAGAAGGAGGUCUGAAUAUGAAUUUCAUGGAAAGCUAUUUCUGUCAGAAAGCAUAUGCUUAUGCAGAUGAAGACGAAGGUCGCCCAUCCAAUGACUGUUUGCUCAUAUAUGAUAUUGAAGGGGUAGGUUCCCCUGCUGGCUCCGUGGGUUGUUGUAGCUUCAUUGGAGAAGACUUAGAUGACAGCUUCUUGGAUACAUUGGGCCCUAAAUUUAAGAAACUGGCAGAUAUCACUCUGGGAAAAGAUGUUGAACCCUAUCCAGACCUUGAUCCUUCAUGGCCACCUGAGAGUACUGAACCCAUUUGCCCUCAGCAGGGAAUAGAGCCCAUUAUUGGUGGACACCCACCAAUCUCACCACAUUUUGGUACUACCACAGUGAUUUCUGAGAGCACCUAUCCCUCGGGACCUGGGGUGCAGCAUCCCAUGCCUAUUCCUGAUCCUCUGGGCUAUGGCAAUGCCACCGUGAAGGAGUCUUACACCACCUCUGGCACUCUGAAGCCCUCUGUCCAUGUCCAUGAUAAUCGACAUGCCUCAAAUGUGGUGGUGACAGAGAGAGUGGUCGGCCCAAUUUCUGGGGCUGAUUUUCAUGGAAUAUUAGAUAUGCCUGAUCUGAGAGAUGGGUCAAAUGUUAUCGUAACAGAAAGGGUAAUAGCACCAAGUUCAAGUCUACCUGUCUCUUUGACCAUCCCUGAUCCUAGAGAGGCUUCAAAUGUGGUAGUGACCGAAAGAGUAAUCAGACCAACUUCCAGCAUGAUGGGCACUCUGGGGAUGCACCCUGAGUUAUCAAAUGCUCACAAUGUGAUUGUGACAGAGAGGGUCGUUUCUGGUUCUGGCACAGCUGGGAUAAGCGGAGGCAGUAGUGGCCUGGUUGGCCUUAGUGCUGGAGGUGGGGGCCUGAGUGGAGCUGGAGUGAGUGGAGGUGGCAUGGGGUUAAGCAUGGGUGGAGGUGGGGGCCUCAGUAGUAGCAUGGGUGGGACUGCCACCAUUGGCCAUGUGAGGAGCUCCUCUGACCAUCACUUUAGCCAAACCCUUGGAUCUGCCUCGCCUAGCACAACUCGAAGUAGGAUCACAAAGUACAGCACAGUGCAAUACACCAAGUAG
Messenger RNA from Orycteropus afer afer, 3168 nucleotides. It is a transcript of the gene DSG1, whose product is annotated as desmoglein 1. Bases 1 to 3168 code for a protein of 1055 amino acids. The record is from RefSeq and is a predicted model, not a curated record. Gene Ontology annotation, biological process: homophilic cell-cell adhesion. Gene Ontology annotation, cellular component: desmosome; plasma membrane. Lineage: Eukaryota; Metazoa; Chordata; Mammalia; Tubulidentata; Orycteropodidae. Gene Ontology annotation, molecular function: gamma-catenin binding; calcium ion binding. The transcript has 15 exons.